Molecule: messenger RNA, 1661 nt
Organism: Hydractinia symbiolongicarpus
Lineage: Eukaryota; Metazoa; Cnidaria; Hydrozoa; Anthoathecata; Hydractiniidae
Product: adenylosuccinate lyase-like
Biological process (GO): 'de novo' AMP biosynthetic process
Cellular component (GO): cytosol
Molecular function (GO): (S)-2-(5-amino-1-(5-phospho-D-ribosyl)imidazole-4-carboxamido) succinate lyase (fumarate-forming) activity; N6-(1,2-dicarboxyethyl)AMP AMP-lyase (fumarate-forming) activity
Source: RefSeq, a predicted model, not a curated record
ACUGAAUUAAAAGCCUUAUCUUGUAGAAGGUAUAAAGUAGCAAUGGAUCCACAAAUGCAGUACCAAAGUCAACUGACAUCUCGUUAUGCUAGCAAAGAAAUGGGUUACAAUUUUUCGAACCAUAAAAAAUUUUCAACAUGGAGGAAGCUGUGGGGAUUCUUGCUGUGGUGGAUUCUUGCUAAAGCUGAACAGAAACUAGGUAUUACAAUCACAGAUAAACAACUGGAUGAGAUGGAGAAGAACAUUGACAACAUCGAUUAUGAAAUGGCUGCAGCUGAAGAAAAAUCACGUCGCCACGAUGUUAUGGCUCAUGUGUACACAUUUGGAGUGGCGGCACCGAAAGCGGCUCCGAUUAUUCAUCUAGGUUGCACCUCCUGUUAUGUUGGUGAUAAUGCAGAUCUUAUAAUCAUACGAGAUGCUAUCAACAUUAUCUUGCCGAAGCUUGCGCGAUGCAUAGACCGCUUGUCAAAGUUUGCUUUGCAUCACAAAGACCUUCCUUGUCUUGGAUUUACACAUUUCCAGCCUGCUCAGUUAACAACGGUAGGAAAGAGAGCGUGCUUGUGGAUAUCAGACUUGAUGAUGGACCUAGAAAGUCUAUCGAAAUUAAAGAAUGAGAUGAAGUUUCGCGGUGUAAAAGGUACCACUGGAACUCAGGCUAGUUUCCUCACUUUAUUCGAUGGCGACCACGAUAAGGUCGAGAAGUUGGAUGAAUUGGUAACUCAAUUUGCUGGAUUUACAAAAACUUACACGGUCACUGGUCAAACGUACCCAAGGAAAUUCGAUUACACUGUUCUCUCAACCCUUGGAGGAAUGGGUGCUAGUAUUCAUAAGAUCUGCACUGACAUCCGCCUUCUUGCGAGCAUGAAAGAAAUCGAGGAACCUUUUGAAAAAAAUCAAAUCGGAUCAAGUGCCAUGGCUUAUAAACGCAAUCCGAUGAGAAGCGAGAGAUGUUGUGGUUUAUCGAGACAUUUGAUGACAUUAGUGGCGGACGCACAAAACACAGCAGCUGUUCAGUGGUUGGAAAGAACGCUUGAUGACAGUUCCAAUAGGCGAUUGUGUAUUUCUGAAGCGUUUUUAACGGCUGAUGUCAUCUUAAAUACUUUGCAAAAUAUCACUGAAGGUUUAGUGGUUUAUCCCUGUGUAAUUGGUCGUCAUGUCAACCAAGAGUUGCCGUUUAUGGCUACGGAGAAUGUCAUCAUGGAAAUGGUGAAAGCAGGUGGCAAUAGACAGGAUUGUCACGAAGAGAUCCGCAAAUUGUCCCAACUUGCAUCGAAAGAAGUAAAGGAGUAUGGGCGCGACAACAAUUUGGUUGAAUUAAUCAAGUCAUGUGAUUAUUUUCAGCCAAUCCAUGCUGAUCUUGACAAGCUAUUAGACGCUAAAACGUUCAUUGGUCGAGCACCGCAACAGGUAAUUAAAUUCAUUAAGAAUGAUGUCGCAUAUGCUUUGGCUGACUAUAAAGAACAGCUGGAGGGAACAGCCGAGGUGAACGUUUGAAAUGGAAAAUUACUUGUGAUCAAAAUACGCUCUUCCACCUUCAUUUGUAGAUGUUUACUCGAGACUGCAAAUAUCUACACGGUGAGAACAAAAAACAAACAAAAUAUAGCAAAUAAAUAAACCCUAUGAAUUAGAAAUAUUUUUCCAGAAUAUAUAGAUUUAUAAUA